Messenger RNA from Diutina rugosa, 951 nucleotides. RefSeq names its product protein transporter YIF1. Gene Ontology annotation, cellular component: endoplasmic reticulum membrane; Golgi membrane; COPII-coated ER to Golgi transport vesicle. The record is from RefSeq and is a predicted model, not a curated record. Gene Ontology annotation, biological process: endoplasmic reticulum to Golgi vesicle-mediated transport. Bases 1 to 951 code for a protein of 316 amino acids. NCBI's taxonomy places the organism in Eukaryota, Fungi, Ascomycota, Pichiomycetes, Serinales, Debaryomycetaceae. The transcript has a single exon.
AUGUACACGCCAUACUCGGGGGAUAUUCCCGCUCAAAACUUGCAGCAUCCACAACCCCAGCAUUUAAAUCAGCAGUUCCAACAACACCAACAGCAGCCACCGGCGCAGCAAGGGUACCAGCAACCACCGUUCCAGAACGCAGGCUACCAAAACCAAGGCCAAUUCCAACAGCAGCCACAACAAGGGGCCGGUUUCGGGAUCUUCAACGACCAGGCAGCGCUGUUUGCCUCACAAUUUGCCAAAUCACAAUUUGAACAGUCUAACUCAUACUUGCAGCAAAACUUUGGCUCGUUCAUCCCUGGUACUGGCGAUCUCAAGUUCUAUUUCCAAGUGAGCAACAGCUAUGUGCUAAAGAAGUUGACGAUGGUGUUGAUGCCGUUUGUGAAUAAGGACUGGAACCGUAAGACGAUGGCAGAAGUGUCGGGCGACGGUUCCACCCAGUACGCGCCGCCGGUGUACGAUGUUAAUGCCCCCGAUUUAUAUAUUCCGUUGAUGUCGUUCGUCACCUACAUUUUGUUAUGGCUGGUGUUCCAAGGGCUCAAGGGCGAGUUCCAUCCCGAGUUGUUUGGCAUUUUGGCGUCGCAAACGGUGGCGUUUCUGGUGCUUGACAUUGCCAUUUUCAAGAUUGGUCUUUACUUGCUUGGUUGUCUGACCCAGCUGAGCAUUUGGGACCUUGUGCUGUUCUCUGGCUACAAGUACAUCACGGUGAUCGUGUUGUUAGUGCUCCAACACUUGGUGGGAUUGUGGUCGGUGAUUUACCUGAUUUGUUUUGUGGUACUUGUGGGCUUGUUGGCAGUGUUCUUGAUGAGACUGUUGAAGUUUUUGGUGUUGCCGAGUCGCAAUGCCGCCAGCGGUAUAACCGACAAGCAGAGAAAGCGGCGCGUGCAGUUUUUGUUUGUUUACCUGACGGUGGUACAGUUGUUAGUAAUCUUUGUUAUGAGCCGAUCAUGA